UGAACUCCCGACCUCAGGUGAUCCACCCACCUCGGCCUCCCAAAGUGCUAGGAUUACAGGCGUGAGCCACAGCGCCUGGCCGACAGUAUUCUUUCAACAGACAUUUGCAGACCACCAAAUUGUGUACCUGGCAGUAGGCCUUGGAGAUCUAGCGGAAAGCAGAGGCCCACAGGAUCUCUGCGUAAGUAGGACCCCGCAUGGAGAAGGUGAAUUCUGACUGGGCUUGGAGUAGGGAGGUUCAUAUUUCCCACUCAAGGCCACAGUUUUCCCCUUUGUAAAAUGGGACUGCAGGGAGAGCUGGAGGACAAAAUGACCGCCUCUGAUCCAGCCCAGCUACCUUCUUGGUAUACGGCAUCUGAGACCAUGAUCUCCAGGUUUCCUGUAGAGGAGCGGGGGUUCCCCUUGGAGGCUAGUGGUAGGAGUGCUUAUGUGUAGAGGUACGAGGAUGCAAAGACCGAGCUCUGCCCUUAACCCGGCAGGGAGGAAGUCUUCCCCUCUCUGAGCCUCAGUUUCUUCCGGCCGAAAAUGUGCAUCCCAGAUGCCCCCAACUCGCAGGCAGGAAAAGCGGACCAAAGUGCCCCGCAAAGCCGCGGGCCGGGUGGCGACCCGAGUUGUGCUGGCUUCCAAGCCUGCGAGCCAGCCCGUGACCACGUGGGGCGGUAGCGGCGGCGCGGGCGGAACCCAGGCUCCGCGGCUAGCCGCCUGCCCGGGCCUCUGCAGCUGGGGCGCCGGCGGAAGUGGGGGCGCCAGUAGCGGUGUACCUCGGUGAGUGCGGAGUGGUGAGGGGGGUCGCCAGCAGGUUCCCUUUCCCCGGUCCCAGGUCUGGACGCCCACCCCCGUGCAACGGCCGGAGUGACGGGAAGAGGCAGGACCGUGCCUGCAGCUCCGGCAGGAGGGACGUUCUUGUCCCCAGACGCCCGCAUCAGGGACUCUUUGGUCCCGGUCACCGGCAGCGGGAAUGUCCCACGCGGGUGGAGUGAGGAGAAGGGAGAAAGCGGAAAACUCCCCCUCGGGAAAAUAAUAAAUGGCCACGAUAUCAGCAGCGUCGGUGGCAGUCAUCCCGCUUUACCUAGAGCGGAAUCGCUCGCCCGGUCUGAGUCUGGAGGUCUGGAGGCUUCUCUGUUAACCGGAUAACUCGGCUGGUUCCCCACUCUGGCAAUUGCGAAGAAUUGGCACAACGUUUGUCCACUGAGCUAAUCUCAUCUCUGGAGCACCGAGGCCACCAGGAAGGAGCCAAGACAAUGCAGACUCCAGUGACCAUUCCUGUGCCUGUGCUCCGGCUGCCCCGGGGCCCUGAUGGCUUCAGCCGUGGCUUUGCCCCUGAUGGACGGAGAGCUCCCUUGAAGCCAGAGGUUCCUCAAAUCCAGGAGUGCCCCAUAGCUCAAGAAUCCCUGGAAUCCCAGGAGCAGCAGGCCCGAGCCGCCCUUCGGGAGCGAUACCUCCGAAGCCUGCUGGCCAUGGUGGGUCGUCAGGUGAGCUUCACAUUGCACGAGAGUGUGCAUGUGGCCGCCCACUUUGGAGCCACCGAUCUGGACGUGGCCAACUUCUACGUGUCACAGCUGCAGACACCCAUAGGUGUGCAAGCAGAGGCGCUGCUCCGAUGUAGUGACAUUAUUUCGUAUACCUUUAAGCCAUAAAGAUAUUGUUCACCUUUCCGCUUGAGGCUAAGCCACUGAAUCCCAGGCCUUCCAAUGUUCUGGAGCCAGGAACUCUGGGCCCCACGGAGUUAUGAGCUCCCGUGGAAUUUUGAACCAAGGCUUAAGCAAGUCUGGACUCCUGAGACCUCCUGGGUCUAAUCAGCAAAAUUCUGCAACUCUAGGAAUUCUAAGAUCCCAUUAGAAGGAAUGCUGUGCCUCACAGAACUCUGAACUCUACAGAAGUAUGGGCUUGAUGCUAUUUCCUGAAGACCCGGGCAUCGGGGUGGGGUGAUAAAGGAGGACAAACUGCACAGGGGGAAGUUGUUUAUUAAAGAGAUUGCAAAAUUCAGCCACCCUGAAGAUACUCUCCCCAGUGCUCCCCUCCUGCUAAAGAACCAGUUACCCCAGGAAAA
Molecule: messenger RNA, 2050 nt
Organism: Sapajus apella (tufted capuchin)
Lineage: Eukaryota; Metazoa; Chordata; Mammalia; Primates; Cebidae
Gene: GEMIN7
Product: gem nuclear organelle associated protein 7
Exons: 4
Coding region: 1242-1637 (131 amino acids)
Biological process (GO): spliceosomal snRNP assembly
Cellular component (GO): SMN-Sm protein complex
Molecular function (GO): RNA binding
Source: RefSeq, a predicted model, not a curated record